Urocitellus parryii (Arctic ground squirrel) is the source of this 1230-nucleotide messenger RNA. The record is from RefSeq and is a predicted model, not a curated record. Lineage: Eukaryota; Metazoa; Chordata; Mammalia; Rodentia; Sciuridae.
AUGCAGGGAGCCCAGGCACUGCUGCUGCUGCUGGGCCUGAGGCUACAGCUGGCCCAUGGUGUCAUCCCAGUGGAGGAGCAGAAUCCAGCCUUCUGGAACCAGAAAGCCACCGAAGCCCUGGACGCUGCCAAGAAGCUAAAGCCCAUUCAGACCUCAGCCAAGAACCUCAUCAUCUUCCUGGGGGACGGGAUGGGCGUGCCCACAGUGACAGCCACCCGGAUCCUAAAGGGACAGGUGCAAGGCAAGCUGGGGCCUGAGACGCCCCUGGCCAUGGACCACUUCCCAUAUAUGGCUCUGUCUAAGACAUACAGUGUGGACAGACAGGUGCCAGAUAGCGCCAGCACAGCCACGGCCUACCUGUGUGGGGUCAAGGCCAACUACAAGACCAUUGGCUUGAGUGUGGCCGCCCGCUUUGACCAGUGCAACACAACACGAGGCAACGAGGUCAUGUCUGUGAUGUACCGGGCCAAGAAAGCAGGGAAGUCCGUGGGAGUGGUGACCACCACCACGGUGCAGCAUGCCUCGCCAGCUGGCACAUAUGCACACACGGUGAACCGCAACUGGUACUCGGAUGCAGACAUGCCAGCCUCGGCGCUGCAGGAGGGCUGCCAGGACAUCGCCACGCAGCUCGUCUCCAACAUGGACAUUAAUGUGAUCUUGGGUGGGGGCCGAAAAUACAUGUUUCCUAACGGGACCUCAGACCCUGAGUAUCCAGGUGAUGUCAACCAGACUGGAGUUAGGCUGGAUGGCCGGAACCUCGUGCAGGAGUGGCUGCAAAAGCACCAGGGGGCCCGAUAUGUGUGGAACCGCCAGCAGCUCAUUGAGGCAUCCCAGGACCCAUCCGUGACAUAUCUCAUGGGCCUCUUUGAGCCUGUAGACACAAAAUUUGAGAUCUACCGAAACCCGGUUCUGGACCCCUCCCUGAUGGAGAUGACGGAGGCAGCCAUUCRAGUGCUGAGCAGGAACCCYCGCGGCUUCUACCUCUUUGUGGAGGGGGGCCGCAUCGACCGUGGUCCGCAGGCGCACCUGGUGCACGGGGUGCAGGAGCAGAACUACAUCGCGCACGUCAUGGCCUUCGCCGCCUGCCUGGAGCCCUAUGAGGCCUGCGGCCUGGCCUCCCCGACCCUCCAGAGCAUCCCUGCGGGUUCCAGCUCUGCCGCUGCCUCAUUGUCGCUGACGCUGCUGCUUGGGACGCUGCUAUUGCUGCUGGGGGCAGUCGCCCAGCCCUGA